CACCUCAGACCGCCUUUGUCUCCCCAGUGCUGAUGUUUUUCACAAUGCAUCAGGUACUCAAUCAAGGCUGAGUCGACCUCGUGCAGGCCCAGGAUCGGUUCGUCACUGUUAUUUGGGCGUGAGUGGGAAUAAAACUUGGGUCGCCGGGUUCGUGGCCCAGUGCGCUAACUACUGCACCGCCGUUCUUCUCUUUCUCUCUCACUCACCUAGCACUCGACUCCCACGGCGGUGAGGUUUAGCCGGGGUGGCUAUCCUGCGCUUGGGGGAACAAGGGUUUGUGGAUCACCGACUGAGCUGCGCGGUGACCAGGGGGUGGCAGUAUAACAAGUGUGUUUGUAAAACCCAUCUGGACGGAUCCUUGAGUGUUAGUUCCUUGUAUGAAUGAGGUUUUCUCUGGUCGAUAGUUUUUUUCUUCCCAUGUGCAAACACACACCUUAAGAUAGAAUCGGAAAACAUCCAAAAGCAGGGACCCUUUGAAAUAUCGGCUUCCCUGGGUAAAUAAAUGAGAUUAUUAAUGUACUGUUGAUGUCCAUCCAUUGUGUAUGAUAGUUUCCACACAAUUUAAAUAUGAAUGCAUCUGGGUUAUGCGUAAUACCUCCAUAAUGCCACACUGUCAUUACAAUGCAUAAUUUUAAAUUGUGUAUGGAAACACAAUACAUACUGUAUUUAUGAAAGUUAACUCAUGUUCUCACUUUAACCAUUAGCACUCCUAAAACACACUCACGCGUAAGCUUAAUGAUUGAAAAAGAAAUCGCACGCACGCACGCAGACCUCAGUUUCCUAGUUUUGGUGGCUCGCCAUGGCAAGGUGCCUUCCGUCGUGUCGUGCCGCUGCCGCCGCUGCCGCUGCCGCUUUGUGCCAAAAAAGGGGCCUUUGAAAACGGCCAAUUGGUGUUGGAAAUUCCACAAAACACAACGGAGACAUCGGUUGCACGUCUAUGUUGUCGUAUGCACGCCCCUCAACGCCCACACUCGCAUGUGUGCCGUGUCUCUGGGACGAGGGCGUCUCGUCGCACACCGCCGCAUUGCUUCACAGAUAUAGACGGAUUUGGGACGUGCUGUGAUACUUGAAAUUGGGCGUUUAAUGUGAUGAUUUUUUAUGCUUUUUUUUCUGUGACCGGCAAACGCGCGUGGGCGUUUGACCGACAGCAAAGCCACAAACGUGUUGAGGAACUAGCGAGUUAAGGACAGAAAAAGAGUCGAAUUCCAAAAAACGACCUGCGCUGACUGACCUUCACCCACUCGAAUCGCCACUGCCGUGACAUCAGCUGCACGGGCGUGCUCUGCCUUGAGCCCUAGGCGGCUGCUGCUCCUGCUGCUGUGCAUGCACUCAAGUUUUUUUUGAAGACGAUGGGGUUCUGCAUCUUGUGCAAAGUCAUUUUGUCGGCUCUCCUGUGCCUCUGCUUUUGCCCUGGAGGAACUCAGUCGGCACUGAGGGUCAUCGUCCCCUCUCCGGUGACGGUGGAGUUGGGGAGCGAUAUCAUCAUCCCGUGCUCAUACGAGGUGACGGACGGCAGCUCUGCCACCUCGUCCUCUUCGCCCGUCACCUUGCAGUGGCUCUACGAAGAAAAGGGCAUGGACGGACGGACCAGCCCUCAACGUAUUCUAUACAAACAUGGCAGCACCAUCUACCACGAUAACAACGCCCAAUACAAAGGGCGCGUGGACGUCUCCGCCGACCUCACGCUGACCGUUCGCCAGGCGCGCCUGGAGGACGCUCGCACGUUCACGUGCGAGGUCGUGAGCCCGCACGGCACCAACGAGGCCCACACCACGGUCAACGUCUUCGGUAAACCGACACUUCCGAAAAUAACAGCAAACAGCCUGCCCAUUCCUGCCAACACGCUUGAGCAGAUUGCCACCUGCACAUCGAGCAACGCGUUCCCGGAGCCUGUCAUCGUGUGGUACAAGGAUGGAGAGAAGAUGGAUAAAUCUGCAGCCGAGACUGAGUUGGCCGUGCAGCCAGACGGCCUUUUCUCCGUGACCUCAAAGUUACGCUCGAGGCCUUCCAGGGCCGACCGUGACUCGCUCUACCACUGCGAGGUCCUUCACUGGGCGCCGGGCGAAGGCCCCGGAAUGCCCCCGCAGCAAAAGCUUCUCAAGUCUGCCGCCGUCAACGUCACGGUGCACUAUCCCCCGCAGAGAGUGACGCUUAUCGUGGAGCCGGCCACUGUCAAGGAGGGGGACAGCGUCGUCAUGGAGUGCAGCACGGACGGGAACCCGCAGCCCUCUUCCUUCGAGUUCUACAGGGUCUUUGAGAAGGAGGAGAGGCGGGAGCGGCUGGCCACGGGCGUGCGGGGAGCGCGGCUCACCGUACCGGCGGUGCGGCGCUCCGACUCGGGCGUUUACGCCUGCACUCCGACCGUCACGACGCCCGGCCAACCGGGACCGGGCCUCACCGCCGAUCGCAAGGCCCUCUCCGUGCACUUCAUGGGCGAGGUGGCGCCCAGCUCGCGGGCACCCGUGGUGGUGCCGCGGGGGGGCACACUGGCCGUGUGGUGCACCGCCGAGGCGUCCACGACCCUCGUGUGUAGCUGGGUCAAGAACGACCAGGUGUUGCUCAAGGGCUUCAAGCUGAGGAAGCAGAACGUGGGCUACACGGACAUGGGCGUGUACACGUGCGUGUGCACGCUGGAGGAGGUGCCGGACCUGAGCCGCAACAGCUCCGUGCAAGUGCUUGUGGAAGGUCCCCCAGCGCUGCAUGGACAGCCGAGCACGUGCGUUGAUGUGAACGAGAGCCUGGAGCUCGCCUGCACCAUGCAGGGCUUUCCCAGGCCCCACGUCAUGUGGAGCAUCACCGGGAGCCAGUCCGAGGAGUGGGAGGAGCAGAAUGCUCUGCUCAUAAGUCGGCUGGCGGUGUCUGGCUUGGAGUCAGCGCAGCAGGAGGUGACGUGCAACGCCAGCAACCGGCUGGGCACGGACGGGCGACGCUUCACUCUGAGCCGCAGCUGUCAGUACCCAAACCUCCCAAGCAACAAUUUGCCUCUCGCUGAGUGUAGCAGCUGGCUGCAGAACGCCCUCGUCCUGGCCCUGGCGGUGGGCGGUGCGCUGCUGCUGGCGCUCGUCGUGGUGGUCGUGGUCCUGGUGGUGAAGCUGAAGCGCAGGAGGGGCCGCGCGUCCCCCGACAAGACGCCCAGAACUUCAAACAAUGAAAAGCCUGAACAAGAGCCGCUCAAGAAGGGUUCACUUGUGGACACCACCAAAGUGUGAAGAGGCUGAGAACCACCCACAGGAUUACUCUCCUUCACAAGCUGCUUUGACGACAGACGCCUCCACCCACAAUCAGAAUCUUUAUUUAUCCCCGAAUAAUCCGAUGAGCUGUAAAGCUCUUUUUCACACAUGUCCCAUAGGGGCGGGCAGGCAGGAUGGGGUGGGUUCAGCGAGUUACAUCUGCAAGCAAUACAAUAGGCAAGAUUGGAGAAAAGGUUUUCAACUCGCUAAAAAUGAAUAUGUAAAUACACUUAAAUACACGUAAUUCCCAACGGGGAGGAGUGCGCGCAGAUGUUUACGGGAGCUUAUGAGAGGUAGAAUUAUGGGAUGAUUCUCCGAGUUGCCUUCUUGCAGAAUAAUAAUAAUUCCUCAUGACUUCCACUUGUGGUUUUUAUUGAAUAUCCAAAAAUGUUGUGGACUUGGAUAAUACACGUGAUGGAUUUAGUCCCAUUUAAUUUGUACAGUGUAAAAUAGUACCGUUAGGUUUGUAAAUAUUUUGUAAAUUAUUGUACAGGUUAACUUGGAAAUGAGAUUGUGUUUUUUGUAAUAUUUAAAUAAUUUGUCAUUUAUGAAAUAAAUAAGUAAUAUAUCACGUUUAUUGUUUUUUUCAGGUUUUUGUUAAAGUAACAUAUUAAAUGUAUGCCUUUUUGUAUAUACUGUGCUUUAAAUAGCUGUUUAAAACGUACUGGCUUAUAGUUUCCUCUUUUACAAGGAGAAAAGAUUAACAUUCCAUGCAGUGAUGCAUGUGUUAUUCUAAGAGAGAGAAUGGAAUAUCUAACGGUUGCCUGUCAUGCUGCGGUAAUUAUGCACUUCCGUAUCGACGACUUCCAUUGAUCAGCCACACGUCCAAUUAACAUUGCAAAAAACAACCACAAUACAUUUGUCAAGAACACCGCUUUAAAAAAAAAAAUAUAUAGUUUACGCUUUGGGCAAUGGGCCUUCCUCACGGCACACGGAGAGGCCAGUGAGGUCGGCUACGUACCGUGCGAAAGAAGUUCAACAUACAUAUACUUACGGUGUGUGCGUUAGCAAGCGCCUAUUCAGGCCAGCAUGGCACACGAAGUAGGUGGGGCUACGAGUAGAACCAGGUGGGUCCGUUUAUGCUCUCCCUGCUAUGAUGAUCUCCAGCACCGCACUGCCGACAAGCGGUGAGGUGCUAAGGAAAUGUGCCUAAAAGCACCGCUUCUAGAUCAACGUGUGGGUUAUCGUCUUCCCUCACCGGUGAAUCCUCACGCACAAUUGGUAAUGUACGCAGAAAUUCACAGUUUUGACUCGUUAUUGCAAAGCAGUAUAUUUCACGAUGGCAACAUGUUACAAUUACACGAAAAGUUACAAACGGUUGAAUGAGUUAUGAAGUUUUACUAACCAUUUUAUAAAUGCUCUAUGUGCCCUCCACCUGCUGUA
Messenger RNA from Petromyzon marinus (sea lamprey), 4613 nucleotides. Its product is annotated as CD166 antigen-like. Gene Ontology annotation, cellular component: plasma membrane; cell-cell junction. Gene Ontology annotation, biological process: cell-cell adhesion. The record is from RefSeq and is a predicted model, not a curated record. Gene Ontology annotation, molecular function: cell adhesion molecule binding. NCBI's taxonomy places the organism in Eukaryota, Metazoa, Chordata, Hyperoartia, Petromyzontiformes, Petromyzontidae.